AUGUCUGGCGCAGGCCCCCCAACCCAAGUGCUGCAAGCCUUCGGCGUCUCGGGGCCAGCGACGCCAUUGAGCGGGGGCAGGAACCUGUGCUUCGCCGCCGGCAACGUCGUCUUCAAGCCAUCCGACGACGACGCUGAGUCGCAAUGGGUUGGCCAGCUUCUGUCCAAGCUGUCCGACUCCCAGCCCACAGACGCCAAUUAUCGCAUCGUCAAACCCCGACCACUGGCGAAUGACGCAACGACAUUCGUGUACGAGGGCUGGACGGCGUUUGGGCUCCUCCCCGGACGCGACGGGCCAACCGGCCACUUCGCCGACAUUCUCCAGAUCAGUCAAUCUUUCCACCACGACGUUGCAGCACUUGUUUCCGAAAAGCCCUCUUUCAUCGGGAAGCGUGGCCAUCGCUGGGACGAAGCCGAUCUCGUAACCUGGAACGAGAAGGACCUCGACGACGUCCCCGCGGUGAAUGCCGAGUUGCUUGCCUACUUCGAUGCACCGCUGACGGAGCUGCAACGGAUGAUGAAGCCGCUGACAUCUGAUGUGCCGUCGCAGCUCAUCCACGGGGAUCUCACGGGCAACGUUCUCUUCGACGACGAGGGAGGCGCUCCGCCUGGCAUCAUCGACGUGGUGUGCUACUGGCGCCCGGCUGCAUAUGCUGAAGCCAUUGUUGUAGCUGAUGGCUUGGCCUGGCAUGCUCAGGGGCGAGACCUCGUGGAGCUGUAUGGCACGGAUGAGCUUCGACUUCAGCUUCUCGUUCGAGCCCUGUACUGGCGCUGCAUAACGUUCGCGAUCGACUCGGAUAUGGACUGGAUUCGGGGCCAUAUUGCCAAGUCGGACUACCCCGGUGCUGUCGGUGUGCUGCGCGACGUCAUGGCGAGCAUAUGA
Purpureocillium lilacinum is the source of this 882-nucleotide messenger RNA. RefSeq lists its product as uncharacterized. Lineage: Eukaryota; Fungi; Ascomycota; Sordariomycetes; Hypocreales; Ophiocordycipitaceae. The record is from RefSeq and is a predicted model, not a curated record.